Molecule: messenger RNA, 2056 nt
Organism: Macrobrachium nipponense
Lineage: Eukaryota; Metazoa; Arthropoda; Malacostraca; Decapoda; Palaemonidae
Gene: Dip-B
Product: putative aminopeptidase W07G4.4
Exons: 11
Coding region: 155-1699 (514 amino acids)
Biological process (GO): proteolysis
Cellular component (GO): cytoplasm
Molecular function (GO): manganese ion binding; metalloaminopeptidase activity
Source: RefSeq, a predicted model, not a curated record
CCGUAUCGUUUUUGGCUUCUCUAUUUGCUGAGUCGACAUUUUUCUCACUCACUCUCCCUCUCUUUCUUCCUCUCUCUCUCUCUCUCUCCUUUUUGUAGGAAGUGGUUUGAGUUUACUUAAUAAGGAAGAAGAAGGAAAAGAGCGAGCGAUUGACAUGACUGCCCAAUUAACCAGAAUUGGCUGCACUGUCAAGGCAGAAGUGUCACUCACAGCUGCCUCUGGUUACGAUGGCAUCAUCUUGGUUGCGGAAUCCCUUGAGAAGCUGACUGGGCGAUUUCAGAACCUUUAUACUCCUUUGAAAGCUCAGGAAGAAAUUGAUGCAUCAGUUGCUAAAGAUGGUGCAUGUGUGAAAAUAAGCAGCCAUGGAGGCCGUCUUGUUUAUGCCCCAACCGGACAGCUGAACAGAGAUUAUGAUGACGUACGCCGAUUUGCAGAUGCAGCCGCUGCGGGCAUUAAAAGAGCAAUCAAGGCAGGAAUUAAACGGCCACUGCUUGUACACGUUCCUGAUCAGAGCUAUCAACAUGCUGACCUUGUAACGCUCCUGGGGGCACUUCAUGCAUUAUAUGUCCCUCUUGAAAUUAGAGAAGAUGUUCCUACAAAAGCAACAAAACUAAGCACACUCGGCUUCUUGGGGAGUGAGAAAGUCAUAGAGCUCGCUCUUGCUCUAGAGAGUGGCAGAGCUGUUGCUCGCGAUGUUGGCGGCUCGGAUCCUGAACGCAUGGCACCUCCCAAGGUUGAAGAGUAUAUAAGGGCUACUUUCCAAGAAUCUAAAGUCAAAGUGGAUGUUGUUUCUGAUGAUGGAAAGUUGUGUAAAGAUUAUCCACUAUUUUCAGCUGUGAACCGUUGUGCCAAAGGUGUUGAUCGUCAUAAGGGACGUGUGAUUUACCUUACCUAUGAAGGUGAAGGUCCGAUUGAGAAGACUCUGAUGCUGGUUGGUAAGGGAGUCACUUACGACACGGGUGGCGCCGACAUUAAAGCCGGAGGAGUCAUGGCUGGGAUGCACAGGGAUAAGUGUGGAUCAGCUGCUGUUGCAGGAUUCAUGGAAAUUGUUAACAAGUUGCAGCCAAAGAAUUUAAAGGUGAUAGGUAGUAUGGCAAUGGUGAGAAACAGUGUUGGGUCAGAAUGCUACGUAGCAGAUGAAAUCAUAACUUCCCGUGCAGGUGUCAGAGUCCGAGUAGGAAACACAGAUGCUGAGGGACGAAUGGCUAUGGCAGAUGUUUUGUGUCAUAUGAAAGAAAUGGCUGCCAAGGAAAUUGAUCCUCAUUUGAUGACCAUUGCCACACUUACUGGGCAUUGUGUACUAGCAUAUGGUGAAGGGUACUCUGCUAUCAUGGAUAAUGGACCAGCUCGCUUAGCUGGUGUGGCUCAAACUCUGCAGCGGGCUGGCGAAGAAAUAGCGGAUCCAUUUGAGAUAUCAUCCAUUCGCCGCGAAGAUUUUGAAUUCCAUGCUGGGAAGAGCGAGUAUGAGGAUGUACUUCAGUGUAACAACGCACCGUCAUCUAGAACUCCUCGUGGCCACCAGACCCCUUCUGCUUUCCUUAUUCUUUCUUCAGGUCUUGAUAAGCAUGGAAAGGACAGCACUUCACCCUUCAAGUACUCUCACUUGGAUAUCGCUGGGUCCUCUGGACCAUUCCCCGGAGUUCCCUCAGGUGCUCCAAUUCUUGCAAUGGCCAAAGCAUUUAUCCCAGGUGCCUUUUAAUAACUGAAGUUUCAUUUAAAGUAAUGUAUGUACUUAAUGUUUUGAUUACUUGAUGAUGCCAUUUCUGUAAUUCAGAAUUCAAGAUGUGUAACUUUCAUAAGAUUUGAGUUGAUAAGGUACAUGUACUUAUUCAGGAAAGUAGUGUACAUAGUACUGUUAAUUAUAACUCGGUUGUAUUUUAUUUUCACUUAAUAGUGAAAGGCCUAUAAAACUUACAGUGACUGUGAUAUUUUCAGACCUCUGUAAUUCAAAACACAUUAGUUUGGUGGGCUAGGUCAUCACAAAGUAUUUUUGUAAUUAUUUACUGUAUUAAUAUGAAGAUCGUAAGUAACAUGAAAUAAAAGUUUGACAGUUGUC